Orbicella faveolata is the source of this 803-nucleotide messenger RNA. RefSeq names its product palmitoyl-protein thioesterase 1-like. Gene Ontology annotation, biological process: receptor-mediated endocytosis; protein depalmitoylation. Lineage: Eukaryota; Metazoa; Cnidaria; Anthozoa; Scleractinia; Merulinidae. The record is from RefSeq and is a predicted model, not a curated record. Gene Ontology annotation, molecular function: palmitoyl-(protein) hydrolase activity. Gene Ontology annotation, cellular component: lysosome.
UUCGACGCUUCCUUCCUGCUUCAGCUGAGGCGACGAAAUACCAUGGAGCCACGAUUUCUGUGUUUCGCUGCUCUUGUAGCUUCGCUUUUCACCUGCUGCUUGGCUAAUAGCAAUGGAACAGUCCCUGUAAUACUGUGGCAUGGCAUGGGUGAUUCAUGCUGUAACCCUCUCAGCAUGGGAUCCAUCAAGUCUAUGCUGGAAGAUAAAAUUCCUGGCAUUUAUGUACGGUCCCUGAUGAUCGGUGAUUCAAUUAUACAGGACAUGGAAAAUGGUUUCUUUAUGAAUGCAAAUGACCAGAUAAAACAAGUUUGUGAGAAAGUUGCUGCAGAUCCAAAGUUGAAAGAUGGAUACAAUGCCCUAGGGUUCUCGCAGGGUGGACAGUUCUUGCGUGCUCUUGCCCAGAGAUGUCCCAAUCCCCCCAUGCUGAAUCUGAUCAGCUUUGGCGGACAACAUCAAGGUGUUUAUGGAUUUCCACGUUGCCCUGGUGACAACUCCACCAUCUGUGAUUAUAUCAGGAAGUUGCUGAAUCUGGGAGCUUAUGAAAGUUGGAUUCAAGACUUCCUUGUUCAAGCAGAAUACUGGCAUGACCCAUUGAAUGAGGAAGAAUAUAGAGACAAGAGUAUCUUCUUGGCUGAUAUCAACCAAGAAAAGGUAAAUUGUCUCAAAGGAUGUAAGGUAUUGCAGUUUCCCUUACUGGCUGAUCAAAUGACUGUACAUGAUGCAUAUGCCUGGACCAAUAAAUGAUUUUUGUAUUGGUGUCCACUUUGUCAAAGGCCUGGCUGAGGAGCAGGUUGACAGGGUUU